AUGGAUCGGGUCAGCCGUUUGUGCCUCCUUUUCGACCAGGAUGAGGCUCUGUUGCAAAUCAAUACCGGGCUAAAAGUGGCUGCACCUGAGCCUAUCGUUGAGAAGCCCAUCUUAGAAGAGGUGUCUAGUGAACAGACCGCCACUCUAGUGGAGGACCUCGACAAAGUCUCACCUGACAAGGCGACUCAGCAACGGGUCACAACUGACCCCAAUUUGAAACCCGAUCAGGAGUCUGAAUCGACUGCAUCGCCAUCAUCCGAACAAAUCUCCAGCGCCGCCCCAGAUCCUCUAGAGAAUGACGGGUCUUUCUGUCCCCUAUUGGGCAUUUCCAAGUAUCCGUACAGGUUCCUCAAAGACAGGCUGUCUCAGAGUGUGGCCAGUCGAUUUUUCGAUCGUGGCCAAUUCUGGAGCAGAAGUUGGGAUGUUUAUUAUUGUCAUCUUCCCUCUCGCCUGGGGCCCAAGUUUCUCCUCCUCGUUCCUGCCUCCCAGUUCCGAAAGCUCAUUCGAGAAAUUAAUCGCGAGCUCGACUGUCAUUUGUCGUUGCCAUCAGACCCCAAACAAGGAAUGCUUCUUCCCUUCCGGGAGAAGAACUGGUAUCCCCAGCCCGUCUUCCUCGGCAAAUGCGAUGGCGUACAGGCCAAAGACGAGCUGCAGGCGAAGGUCCCUCCCCCGGCCAAUCAUGGCCAGCCAGAGGUAGACGAGCAAUACUUGGAAUACGAGACGGUCCUCGAGGCGGCAUGGGACUUGACCCGAAACAAGAGGAAGUCUAAAACCAAGCUGCAGCAGCGCUUCCAACAGCAACAGCAACUAGUGCAGUGCUACGAGCGCACACAGAGCUACCUGGGGUGGCAUUCUCACGAGUCCGAGAGCCAACCCGCCGUCCUUGACGCUGCCUCGUGGGCGGACAAGGCCAACAUUCCGAACACCCCCAGCCCAGCUGACUGGGACAUGACCCAGCCCAUGCCGUACCCCUUCUGGAAGAACCCGGUGCUCAUCAGCAUUGACGUCGAGUGCAACGAGCGAUGUCAUUCCCAAGUGACGGAGGUGGGCAUCUCGACUCUAGAUCUGUCGCGUCUGUCGGGCGUUCCGCCGGGCGAACAAGGGGCGCAGUGGACGGCGCAGAUCCAAUCGCGCCACCUGCGGGUGCACGAGUUCGGACACAUUGUCAACCAUGAAUUCAUUCGCGGCUGUCCCGCAUACUUCAAGUUCGGCACCAGCGAAUGGGUGUCACUCGCCGACCUGGCGGUGAUGGUACGGGAGGGAUUCACUCCAGCGUUGGACCAGGGAGGCGAGCCGCGCGCGGUGGUGGUGGUGGGCCACAACCCAUCAAUGGAUCUCGCGUCUCUCCGAGAGAUGGGGGCGCCCGUGGAGGUCAAGAGCAACGGAGUCGUCGACAUUGUGGACACGGCGGAGACAUGGCGCAUCAUGCGGGGCGAGUUAUCAGCGCGAUCCCUGGGUGCGAUUCUGGCGGAUCUGGGGAUGGCGGGCUGGCACCUGCACAAUGCCGGCAAUGAUGCACGCUACACAAUGGAGGUGCUGAUCCGGAUGAUGCUGAAUCAUUUUCUUGAGCGUAGGGCAAUGAGCACUAGUUAG
Aspergillus affinis is the source of this 1593-nucleotide messenger RNA. RefSeq lists its product as uncharacterized. Lineage: Eukaryota; Fungi; Ascomycota; Eurotiomycetes; Eurotiales; Aspergillaceae. Gene Ontology annotation, cellular component: nucleus. Bases 1 to 1593 code for a protein of 530 amino acids. The transcript has 2 exons. Gene Ontology annotation, molecular function: nucleic acid binding. The record is from RefSeq and is a predicted model, not a curated record.